Molecule: messenger RNA, 4503 nt
Organism: Pteropus alecto (black flying fox)
Lineage: Eukaryota; Metazoa; Chordata; Mammalia; Chiroptera; Pteropodidae
Product: protocadherin alpha-7
Exons: 5
Coding region: 1-2844 (947 amino acids)
Biological process (GO): homophilic cell-cell adhesion
Cellular component (GO): plasma membrane
Molecular function (GO): calcium ion binding
Source: RefSeq, a predicted model, not a curated record
AUGAUGGACUCCAAUCAAGGUGACCGGGGGGACCGGCAUCUACUGCUGUUGUUUGUAAUUCUCACAGCUUGGGAGAAUGGGAGCGGCCAGGUCCGCUACUCGGUCCCCGAGGAGGUCAAACACGGCACCUUCGUAGGCCGCAUCGCCCAGGAUCUGGGGCUGGAGCUGGCGGAGCUGGUGCCGCGUCUGUUCCGAGUAGCGUCCAAAGGCAGUGGGGACCUUCUGGAGGUAAAUCUGCAGAAUGGCAUUUUGUUUGUGAAUUCUCGGAUCGACCGCGAGGAGCUGUGCGGGCGGAGGCUGGAGUGCAGCAUCCAUCUGGAGGUGAUCGUGGAGAGGCCGCUGCAGGUUUUCCAUGUGGAGGUGGAGGUAAAGGAUGUUAACGACAAUUCGCCUGUGUUCCAGGGAACACAAAAGAAUCUGUUUAUCGCGGAAUCCAGGCUGCUUGACUCCCGGUUUCCACUAGAGGGCGCCUCCGAUGCAGAUAUCGGGGCCAACGCUCUGCUGACUUAUAGUCUGAGCCCCAAUGAGUAUUUCUCUCUGGACGUACCAACCACCGACGAACAGGUAAAACCUCUUGGGCUUGUGCUACGGAAAUCUUUAGACAGGGAAGAAACUCCAGAGAUAUUUUUAGUGCUCACGGCCACUGAUGGAGGCAAACCUGAGCUGACUGGCACCGUUCAGUUACUCGUCACAGUGCUGGACGCUAAUGACAACGCCCCAGCUUUCGACAGAACACUCUAUGCGGUGAAAUUACCAGAAAAUGUUCCUAAUGGAACGUUGGUAAUUAAACUUCACGCCUCAGAUAUAGACGAAGACUUGAAUGGAGAUAUUAUUUACUCAUUCUCUAGUGAUGUUGCUCCAGAUGUAAAGUCUAAGUUCUACAUAGACCGCAUACAUGGAGAAAUUAUAGCAAUAGGACAUAUUGAUUUUGAAGAAAGUAAAACUUACAAAAUUCGAGUAGAGGCAAUUGAUAAAGGCUUCCUACCCCUGGCUGGUCACUGUACAGUACUUGUGGAAGUUGUGGACGCUAAUGACAAUGCUCCAAAGUUGACUGUCACUUCCUUGUCUCUGCCUAUCUCAGAAGAUGCUCAACCAGGCACAGUCAUAACCUUAAUAAACGUAUCUGACCGAGAUUCCGAUGUCAACGGGCUGGUUACCUGCACCUUGUCACCCCAUGUUCCCUUCAAGCUGGUCUCCACUUUCAAGAAUUACUAUUCGCUGGUGCUGGACAGCACCUUGGACCGCGAGAGCGUGGCGAACUAUGAGUUGCUGGUGACAGCGCAGGACGGGGGCUCACCUUCGCUGUCGGCCACCACCAGAGUGUUCGUGGAGGUGGCCGACGUGAACGACAACGCGCCAGCUUUUGCGCAGCCCGAGUACACGGUGUUCGUGAAGGAGAAUAACCCGCCCGGCUGCCACAUCUUCACGGUGUCUGCGCGGGACGCGGACGCGCAGGAGAACGCGCUGGUGUCCUACUCGCUGGUGGAGCGGCGCGUGGGCGAGCGUGCGCUGUCGAGCUACGUGUCGGUGCACGCGGAGAGCGGCAAGGUGUACGCGCUGCAGCCGCUGGACCACGAGGAGCUGGAGCUGCUGCAGUUCCAGGUGAGCGCGCGCGACGCGGGCGUGCCACCUCUGGGCAACAACGUGACGCUGCAGGUGUUCGUGCUGGACGAGAACGACAACGCGCCCGCGCUGCUGCAACCUAGGGCGGGCGGCGGGGGCAACGCUGUGAGCCAGCCUGUGGCACGUUCUGUGGGUGCGGGCCACGUGGUGGUGAAGGUGCGCGCGGUGGACGCGGACUCCGGCUACAACGCGUGGCUGUCUUACGAGCUGCUGUCGGAGGCGGGGAGCGUGCGCAGCCCAUUCCGCGUGGGGCUGUACACGGGCGAGAUCAGCACGACGCGCGCCCUGGACGAGGCGGACGCGCCGCGCCAGCGCCUGCUGGUGCUGGUGAAGGACCACGGCGAGCCUGGGCUGGCGGCCACGGCCACCGUAAUGCUGUCGCUAGUGGACAGUGGCCAGACGCCGAAGACUCCGUCACGUAUAUCGGUAGGGGACAUGGACCCAGAGGCAGCGCUGGUGGAUGUGAACGUGUAUCUGAUCAUUGCCGUCUGCGCGGUGUCCAGCCUGUUGGUGCUCACGCUGCUGUUGUACACGGCGCUGCGGUGCUCGGCUCCGCCCACCGAGGGCGCGUGCGGGCCAGGGAAGCCCACUCUGGUGUGCUCCAGCGCGGUGGGGAGCUGGUGGUGCUCGCAGCAGAGGCGGCAGAGGGAGUGUUCUGGGGAGGGCCCGCCGAAGACCGACCUCAUGGCCUUCAGCCCCAGCCUUCCUCAGGGCCCCAGCUCUUCAGACAACCCACGACAGCCCAAUCCUGACUGGCAUGGUCUUCCCGUCGAUAGUUCAAGUUUGCCAGCUCUGUUGCCUCAUAUAACCCCAUUCGAAUGCUCUGUGCACCUGGAGGAGGCUGGCAUUCUACGGGCUGGUCCAGGAGGACCUGAUCAGCAGUGGCCAACAGUAUCCAGUGCAACACCAGAACCAGAGGCAGGAGAGGUGUCCCCUCCAGUCGGUGCUGGUGUCAACAGCAACAGCUGGACCUUUAAAUACGGACCAGGCAACCCCAAACAAUCUGGUCCCGGUGAGUUGCCAGACAAAUUCAUUAUCCCAGGAUCUCCUGCAAUCAUCUCCAUCCGGCAGGAGCCUACUAACAGCCAAAUUGACAAAAGUGACUUCAUAACCUUCGGCAAAAAGGAGGAGACCAAGAAAAAGAAGAAAAAGAAGAAGGGUAACAAGACCCAAGACAAAAAAGAGAAAGGGAACAGCACGACUGACAACAGUGACCAGUGAGGUCAUGUAAUGGAAACAAGCCACUUAGCCAGUUUUUGUAAUAAUGGCAAAUCCUUCCCAUGUAGCAACGCCCUACUCCUUUCUCCUAUCUACGUGAGCCCUCUCUUACUAGACCUCAGAAAUCUGCAGAAAGUUCCCUGUGUCUGUCUAGAUCUCAUUUAACGGGUUUUGUCUUAAAAGCUUUACUAAGUCUGGUGUUAACUCUUUUCUCCACUCUGGCUUGUUUUCAGAACCUAAAAAGCAGACCCAAGUUUCCUUUCUCCUCCGCCGAAAAGGAGAGGCUUCCCAGCCCCGCCAGUGAGAGGUUGGACUCUCUGCCCUGUGCUCCGGGGAUCCUGUCUUGAUGACACUUACAGGGCAGGCUGAAAGGUUUUGAGAUUGAGCAGCUUGGGUAUCUGUGGCCACUGGGUAUGUGUGGCUACUGGGGGUGUGUGAGUGUCAGAUGUUGGCUGGGAUGGGCCAGAUUAGUCUAGCUGGUGCAAGGAGGGCUGGGAAACCAAGGCAAAUAAACAGUGGGAGUUACCAGACUGGAGGGGGAAUGUGAAAUUUAAAAGGGACCAGACUUUCUAAAUCUUACAACUCAAGAGGCGGUGGCCACCCUCUAGCAGACAAAACCACCUUCACUGACAAGGCUUUAGGAGUCCCUAAAGUCUGUUGGCUGUGAUGUCACUAUACCUAAAACUCACAUUGUAUCUACAAGCCAAUAGCUCAGUGUUUAACAGGGGCAAGCCAGGGCGACAGAAGCAGAUCUGAUGUGUUUCCUGUACAUGUCCUUGUGCUCACUAUAUUAAAAAUUCUUUUGCACACAAUGUUUGUGAAAAGGCCAGAUCCUUUUCCAGCAACACAUAUGCAAAAGCUAAAGAGAAAAAGAAAACCCCAACACCUCACUUAUGCUGUUUGUUGUUUGAUAGAUUUAUUUAAGAAAGAGAAAAUCUAUAAGUAUAAAUCUUUAAAGAGAACUAUGAUGAGAGCAAUGCCCCUAAACUCCCCUUAAAAGAGAAUUCAGUCGACAGCCAUUUAAAUGAUCAUUGCUGCUACAGAAGUGCUUUAAGAGAACUGCCUGAAACAUCUGUAUUAUACCGGCCACCUGCCAAUCACAGCUUUACUCUUUCAGGUCACUCUGAGGCUGCCUCUUGCAUGUAUUGAUUACUAAAUAAAAAAAUCUUUCUCUCUCUCUUUUCUAAGAAACAAUUAUGUGCACUUUGAAUACACAACCUUCUCUAGCUAACUAUAUCAAGACCCAGAAAUUGAAGGAAAAUAUUGUUUUCUCAUAUGUACAGUGAGCAGACUUUUCAAUCUAAUUCUGUGAUUUGUCUUGGUGUGCGAGCCUCCACCUUCGCUUUGGUUUCGUUUACCUUUUCUAUUACACUCUGAAUUGCUAAUCUUGCUAACACCUAUGAUGUUCCUGAAAUCAAUCUCCCAUAUGUAUGCUGUAUGCUAUUAUAAGACUCCUGAAAUAUACUUACUCUGUGCUUGUGUAUGUGAAUGUUAAUGCAACUAUUACCUAGAGUGAACUUUAAGCUUUACUGUUGAAUGUAAUUCCAUUAUAUUUCCUUUUGUACACCUGUGAAAAAGUGGAGUAGCAGUUUUUUUAAACCAUUGUUAAUUUAAUCAGCUUUUGUGUAUGUAAGACACAGUAAAAUUUCUUUCUUUAAUCAA